AUGAGCACCCUCUGUUCCUGCUCACUCCAAAUAGAGCACCUCUCCUCCACCCUCCCGAUAGAAGGCCCCUUUGACUUCAGCUUCCUCGCCACUCUCACCCAGCCCCUUGCCGAGCUCUGCAAAUCCACCGAGGGCUGUAGAAACUCCUGCCACAGCUACAGCCUGGAUGCCCCGCUCGUGGAUCUCUCCGACGCGGUGCUCUCCCUCUGCCAGGCAGCCUGUACGGCCUACGGCCUCCUCGUCGAUGAGCUCGGUCCCGCCACUACCGCUACUACCAAUGCAGGCGCCCCGUUGACAUGUACCAAAUCCCCUAUGGCACUGGGAAAACUCGCCCUCCAGGUCGAGGAGGAGACCCUCCUCGCGCGACAGGUAAUCUACACCGUGCUCACGAACUUGAGUGUCCUCUUGCGCGAUGCGUAUACCCGUGGCAAGGAGGCGGCCGGGGUGGACUUGGACUUGGGCGUGGCUGCGAGCAUGAGGCCGGGGCUUUACGGGCGGGAGGGGGACGGGCCUGUCAGUCAGUCUUUGUCGAGGGUGUUGGCGCUGCUAGGGAGAUUGUUUCCGGAGUGA
This is a messenger RNA of Aspergillus terreus NIH2624, 570 nucleotides long. RefSeq lists its product as uncharacterized. The record is from RefSeq and is a predicted model, not a curated record. Lineage: Eukaryota; Fungi; Ascomycota; Eurotiomycetes; Eurotiales; Aspergillaceae. The transcript has a single exon. Bases 1 to 570 code for a protein of 189 amino acids.